Molecule: messenger RNA, 4158 nt
Organism: Salarias fasciatus (jewelled blenny)
Lineage: Eukaryota; Metazoa; Chordata; Actinopteri; Blenniiformes; Blenniidae
Gene: hunk
Product: hormonally up-regulated Neu-associated kinase
Exons: 9
Coding region: 409-2472 (687 amino acids)
Biological process (GO): protein phosphorylation; intracellular signal transduction
Cellular component (GO): cytoplasm
Molecular function (GO): protein serine/threonine kinase activity; ATP binding
Source: RefSeq, a predicted model, not a curated record
ACAAACACGCUGCCUGCGCACAGUCCGUCCGUUCAAGGAGGCGCGCGUGUUUGGAGAGGAGGCGCAGUGUGUUGUCUACCUCUGACGGUCACACAGGUUGCAUCACUUAGGCCACUAACUUUCCAUGAGUGAGUGUGUCAUUUUUUGUAUUUUUUUUACUCAUGUCAUUUUAAUCUAGGCUGAGACACCUCUCCUGGAAACUGCUGAGUGCGCGCGCCGGAUGCUUUGGGUGAACAGGUGGCGCAGGCUCCGGGUCCUCUUAAUUUGUUAUUAGGGGCGAGACGCAGACGCAACGGAGUUAACGCACUUUGCUGGACGCUAAGCAUUUAAUACCUGCCUUAAAAGAAGGUGGGGCACAGGACUCGUGCGCAUUUCUCUCCCUUGCGAAAGGAGGCAUUUUGACAAGGGAUGCCAGUUGCAGACAGCGACAUGGUAGUGGACAACAGCCACGCGCUACAGGAGGGUAAAACCCCGAACAGUGCCGGGAACGAGAACAUCCUCCCGGCUUCGCUUGGCAGCCCCGCGGCGGACAUCCUCAAGAACUUUUACCACACCAAACGGGUGGGAAACUAUCUGAUCGGGAGGAAGCUGGGAGAGGGAUCCUUCGCUAAAGUUCGAGAGGGUCUCCAUGCUUUGACUGGGGAGAAGGUGGCUGUGAAGGUGAUUGACAAGCGGAAGGCCAAAAAGGACUCCUAUGUGACCAAGAACCUGAGGAGGGAGGGCCACAUUCAGCAGAUGAUCCGGCACCCCAACAUCACGCAGCUGCUGGACAUCUUGGAGACGGAGAACAGCUACUACCUGGUGAUGGAGCUGUGCCCCGGCGGCAACCUCAUGAACCGCAUCUACGACAAGAAGCGCCUGGACGAGAGGGAGACUCAAAAAUACAUCCGGCAGCUGGUGCUGGCCGUUGAACACCUGCACCGGGCGGGUGUGGUGCACAGGGAUCUGAAGAUCGAAAACCUCCUACUAGAUGAGCAGGACAACAUAAAGCUCAUAGAUUUUGGCCUCAGUAACUGUGCUGGCAUCUUGGGAUACUCGGACCCCUUCAGCACCCAGUGUGGAAGUCCCGCCUACGCUGCCCCAGAACUGCUCUCCAGGAAGAAGUACGGGCCGAAGGUGGACGUCUGGUCCAUUGGUGUGAAUAUGUAUGCAAUGCUGACUGGGACUCUCCCGUUCACCGUGGAGCCCUUCAGCCUUCGAGCGCUCCAUCAGAAGAUGGUGGACAAGGAAAUGAACCCCCUACCUCCAUCACUUUCAACAGCUGCCAUUUGUUUGCUGAAGAAGCUUCUUGAGCCAGAUCCCAACAAGCGCCCAAACAUCCACCAGGUGAUGGCCGACUCGUGGUUACAGCUGGCCAACAAGAACACAGGCGCGCCGUACCUCAACAGGAUCCACAUUGAAGAAAUAAACCACACGGUGUUGCUGCACAUGACGGAGAAGAUGAGCUACAAGCACAGCGAAGUGCUGAGCGCCGUUCUUACGAAUCGCGCUUGCCAUACUUUGGCUGUUUAUUUCCUCCUUAACAAGAAAAUGAAGCGACUUUCCAAAGAAUACAGGGAGAUGCAGUUCCAAGAAAAGAAAAAAGGAGAGAAGCAAAAAAGCGAAUACUUCCAGACCCAGUGGAGGAAGCACGUCGACAAGCUCACCAUCCCCCCAAAGCAGACACCUGUCUACCUGGCUGUCAGCAAGGGGCCCAGCAAGGAGAAAAAACACAGAACAGGGCUCUUGCGUGCCAUAACUGGUGGCCAUCGUAACUCCCCUCUGGCACCGCCCGGCACCGUGGCGUCCUCUUCAAUGGAGUAUUUGGAGAUCCAUCCUCUCUUUCCCAACACGCCACAGCAACGAAGACGCUUAGCCACCCUCCCACAAGUCAACACGAGCCCAGAACACAACAUUCCUGCACCGCCGGCACCGUCACCGAUCGGCAUGCACUCCUUUGGCUCUCUCGCCAAAGCUGAACAAAUCGAAGACACCCCCUCCACACCCUGGUACAAACUGACCAACGGGACUCUAUCCCCUCCUCGCCAUGUCUCUGCCUUCCAGCCAGACUCCUCGUAUUUGAAAAAGGCCACAAUCCCCAGUCCUCCUGUCCUCAUUGUAAACCCACAGCCCAAGAAGAGCAUCUCAUCUGAUUGGUGCGGUUCCUCUGACACCAGCGGAAGCCCCCCGAGCACUGUGGGCAGUCCCCCAGGAAGCUCAGCUUUUAGCCCUCCGAAAUCUGCCUUCAGCCCCCUCAAUCCCACCUCGGCCUUCAGCCCUCCUUCCAACAACAGCAGCAGCAGCGAUCCCGAGAGCCCGACCCACCGCAGCAAGUUCCCUUCGAUGGGAAUCGGACAGAUCCUGAAGAAGAAGGUCCAGCUGCAGCCGUUCACUUUCCGGCCGGAACAAGUUGUUGAAGAAGUGGUUUCCCCGCCUCCCUACCCCAUGCAAACGCUCCUCUGUGCUUCAGGCGCACUGAAAACCCUUUGCUGAGGGACAAAAGACAAAAAAAAAAGAAGAAAGAAAGAAAGACAGUCUGAAUUUGAGGCCCCUCUUAACAUUUUUUGUUGAAGUUGGAGAGGUCUUCCAGAGCGGCCUUGUGAACUGUGAACUGUCCCUUUAUUGCUACUGAGCCACUUUUCAUGUAGACCGAAUAGUUAAAAAAAGAAAAGGGAGAGGGUAUAAAUUAGUGUAUCUGAUCACCGCUCUUGUUAUGUAAUAGGAAGUGAUGACACUGAGAAGAUGAGAUUUAAAAUGGAUCCCUGAGCAAUGACUAACCCUCUUUGUGUCCUAGAUACUGAGUGGACCUGGGACAUCAUGUAACAUGGGCCUUGCUAAUAAAAUGUACACUUACGCACACACUCACACACAUGCGUGCACACACACACACACACACACACACACACACACACACACGUACACAUACAUGUGUACAGACAAAACACUGUAUUAUAGACCAAGUUAUAGAUACUCUGUUAUAUAAUAUUACUGUAACUGGUUACUAAUUGAGCAGUAGACUGAUUCACACCAGCUAACAGACCCCAACGUUUACCCUGACCCUGAUUACAUGUUUAAGUGUUACGUCUGUGUAAAAAAAAAAAAAAAAACUCUUGUAUGAUAGCCACUUUCUUCCAGCUGGCUGGCACUGUAUCCUAAAUGCUGACUGGAGGAAGAAGCUCACUGCACUAUUCUUGAAAACCAAAACCUAGAGUAACAAUGGUGUUUUACCAUCUUUUACCUCACUGCAUUAUUCAUACAUAAAUGUAGAAGUGCAGCGUGACAUGCUAGUGUGGAUUGUGCCACUGUCGCAGUGUUUUAAAUUGUUGCCAUUAGAAUCAACACGGGAGAAAACAAAAAAAAAAAAAAAAGAAGUAGGUACCACGCGAGUCAUACUCUCACUUUUUUAUAGAAUUCAUGAAGUGUCACUGAUAAUUCGUCACGAAUAACUUUUUUAUACACAAGUACUACACCACCUCUAUGACCCACAGGGAAAACUGUUCAAGUGUUUGAUAGAACUUUCUCACUGCAGGUAUUGGCUGUUCAGUCAGUUUUGAAAAAAAGAAAGAAAGAAAAUAGCUGAAAAAAAAAAGAAACUCCUUAUAAAGCCUUAUGUAACUGAUCAACCUCACCAAAGGCUGAGGGUGUGAAGGUGGGGGGGGGAGAACUGCUACUGGCACUACUACACAACUCUCGCGAAAAUACUUCACUUCCUUUUGUCUUAAUGCUGUAGUGUGUGCAAUAGUCUUACGUGUUAACUGCAAUUGAUGAGUAUUUGCCAAGAGCUCUGUUGAGCGCAAAGUGAAAUUUGUUGUAAAUAACAGUACAAGCUCCCGUGUUACCGUCAGCUGUAGCAUUCGAUACGAGGGGAUUUCUUAAAUGUUUUAUGGAUUUGACAUUUUUUGCGUCGUCGGUUGACCCUACAAAAUGGCUUCCACAGGCACGAGGCUCCUCACUGUUAAAAUCCUGUAAAGUCUCUUCCUGUCUAAAAGAAAAGUUGCAUGAGUCAAACUGUACUGUCAACUUUUGAAAUUAUGUCUGUGUAGGUUUUUUUCUGGUUGAUACUGAGAUUGAUACAGACUCGGGGGUGGGGUCUUUUGUAAGAUUUUGUAACGGAAGGUUUUGUUUGAGUGUCGGAGAGAUUUCUAUGCUGUAUAAAGUAUUUUAAAUAUUUAUACUGAA